Messenger RNA from Nylanderia fulva, 2016 nucleotides. RefSeq names its product farnesyl pyrophosphate synthase-like. NCBI's taxonomy places the organism in Eukaryota, Metazoa, Arthropoda, Insecta, Hymenoptera, Formicidae. The record is from RefSeq and is a predicted model, not a curated record. Gene Ontology annotation, cellular component: cytoplasm. Gene Ontology annotation, molecular function: (2E,6E)-farnesyl diphosphate synthase activity; dimethylallyltranstransferase activity. Gene Ontology annotation, biological process: trans, trans-farnesyl diphosphate biosynthetic process.
UAUUUAUUCACAAGGAGAGCAAAUGCUUAAUUGUUGAAGAAAAAAUAGCGGAAAGGGUAUGCAAAACUUUAAACUGAAAUCGUUUAUUUUUAAAUUUGCAAUUUCUCACGUGAACUUUAAAUCACGAGCAUUGUGAAGUCAGUCGCGGUUGAGAAGCGCUGACUUGUUUACGUAAGAUUACGAACUCAUCCGAAGCAUUGAAUCGGACGAAGGCCGAAGUCUCCCGGUCCCUCCUUAUCGGAAAUCACACAGCUGAUGACUGUUUCAUGUAGAAACGUACCAUCCAUGUGUGAUUUCUUUGGUCCAUGGUAUAAACGCGCAAUGCGUAUACCGACCGACACCGGUGUCACGUAGCGACAUAGUGAUCGUCAACAGACGUCAUCAAGUCGGAAUUCACUCGCGCGAGAAUCGACGUGACAUAUUUAUAUUCAUCCGGGAAGAUCGAAGUUCGAGACGGCGGUAAUCUUUCAAUCAUUGGCGCCGAUUAUCGCCGGGAUCUACCUCCCGAUCUCUUUUUUUCUACCCUUCGUGUUAACAAACACGUAAGCAAGUGCGCACAGUGUUUGCGUUCGUGCCCGCGUUUUUAUCUCUCUCUCUCUCUCUCCACGGAUCGGAGAUCUCGGGCGUGUGCGUUCAUUCUUUUCGUUCCCUCGAGCGAGGAUACAACGGUGCGAGUGCGUGCUCCAACAUAUGCUCAGACAUGUCGUUCGUAGCGCGGAAUCGUCUCUUAUCGGCGCUCGGCGUCGCGCAACGUCUCGUCGUUCCUGUCAAACACGCGCACGUCGCGCGCCCUGCAUACUCAUCCGUUUGUCACAGGAAUGCAGCCUAUCGCAGAACGCUGGAAAAUAAAAUCCUAAUGGCUAAGUACGCGACAACCACAUCAUUAACAAACAAGGAUGAAAUCCGCGAAUUAAUGGCUCUAUGGCCUGACGUGGUUCGCGAUAUCACGGAGUCCAAGAUCUCAGAAAUUCCAGAAAUUUCCAAAUGGAUUGCAAAAGUAUUGCAGUACAAUGUUCCAGGAGGGAAAAAAACUCGCGGUAUGGCAUUAAUUUAUGCGUAUAAAUUAUUGGCCCCCAGCGAUCAACUUACGGAAGAAAACAUCCGCCUAGCACGAAUUUUAGCCUGGUGUUUGGAAUUGGUGGCAUCUUUUAUUCUCGUGUACGACGAUAUCCAGGACAGAUCAUUAAUUCGUCGAAAUCAACCAUGUUGGUAUCUACAUAAUGAUAUAGGUUUAGCGGCCAUUAAUGAUGGUCUAUUGAUGGAAUGUGUUGCGAAUUCACUAAUUAAGAAACAUUUCAAAGGAAAAGAAUAUUAUAUGGAUAUAGUAGAAACAUUCCAAGAAAUUAUAUUGAUGACAGCAAUGGGCCAAGCUUUAGAUAUGUUCUCCACCAAUUUUGGAAAAAAGCCGAAUCUAGAUCUAUAUACAAUGGAUCGAUACAAUAACAUUGUCAAGUACAAAUGUUCGUAUUAUACCUAUAUUUUGCCAGUAACUUUAGCAAUGCAUUUAGCUGGCGUAAGAGAUCCGGAAAAGUUGAGGCAAACGAAAACGAUUUUACUUGAAAUGGGACAUUUCUAUCAAGUACAAGAUGAUUAUCUAGGGUGCUAUGCGAAGUCUGAAGUCGUAGGCAAAACUAGUACUGACAUACAAGAAGGGAAAUGUACAUGGCUGAUUGUUAUGGCACUUCAACGUGCUACAUCAGAGCAACGUAAAAUUUUAGAAGAAUGUUAUGGAUCAUCAGAUCCAGAGAAAGUACAACGUGUAGUGCAAAUUUACAAUGAUCUGGGUUUGCCAAAUACAUAUUCCAUGUACGAAGAAGAGACAUAUAAUCUGUUAGUCACUCAUAUACAGCAAAUGUCACGUGGUCUACCACAUGAUCUUUUCCUGAUAUUAUUGAAUAGGAUGUAUCGUAGACAGCACUGAAAGUGUCACUUGUGCAUUAAAGAAACAGAUUAACGUGUAUUCAGAAUAUAGAAUUAAAAUCAAUGAACAAGAUGUGUUCUGACAUUGUCUGAGAA